Psilocybe cubensis is the source of this 2475-nucleotide messenger RNA. RefSeq lists its product as uncharacterized. The coding region runs from base 1 to 2475 and encodes 824 amino acids. Lineage: Eukaryota; Fungi; Basidiomycota; Agaricomycetes; Agaricales; Agrocybaceae. Gene Ontology annotation, molecular function: oligopeptide transmembrane transporter activity. Gene Ontology annotation, biological process: transmembrane transport. The transcript has 16 exons. The record is from RefSeq and is a predicted model, not a curated record.
AUGGAGAAGGUAGCCACAGCGGUCCCAGCUGCGAAUGUCGACCCUGAAAGCAGGUCAUCGUACAGCAACGAAAAGUUCGACGAAAAGGACGAGAAACGCAGCGUGCAGGAAGUCACUAAGGACUUCGAAGGCGAGGUCUACGAUGACCUCCGGGCAGUUGAUCUGGACGAAAAUGGGAAAGAGCGUCCUAUUGAGACCGAUAUGGAUGUUGCGACUCGUUUGAUCUCUCUCGACGACGAUCCAACUCUCCCCGCAUUCACCUUCCGAAUGUGGUUCCUUGGUAUCGGAUUGUCCUGUUUUGGAGCUGUCCUCGGCCAAAUCUUCUACUUUCGCCCGCAGACCGUGUUCGUCAGUCAGCUUUUUAUCCAGAUUAUCGCGUACAUACUCGGUCGCGUGCUGGAGGAAAUUAUUCCCGGCCCUGGCAACGAGCGUAAGAACUUGCAAACCAAGGACAACGCGUUCUGGCGCUUCAUGAACCCCGGCCCAUUCAAUAUCAAGGAACAUGUCGCCAUUACAAUCUUCGCGUCUACCGCCGCCGAUUCGGCGCUUGCGAUCAGUAUCUUCGCUGCUGAUGACCUCUACUAUGACAUCAAACCCAACGCUGGUAUUGGUAUUUUCACCCUCAUCGGUUCACAACUCAUGGGAUACGGCCUUGGUGGUGUGAUGCGAUCGUUCCUCGUGUACCCGACCUACAUUGUCUUUCCCAACUUGCUUCCCACUGUCCAGCUCUUCGAUGCGUUGCACCGUGGCAAGAAAAUCUUCAUGCAAAAGAAGCGCGUCAAGUUCUUUUGGUCCGUGUUUAUUGGAAUCUUUGUCUGGGAAUGGUUCCCGGAGUAUAUUGCCCCGACCCUUACCGGUAUUAGCAUCUUCUGUUUGGCCAACAAGAACAGCCCUUGGUUCACUCGUAUCUUUGGUGGUUCGAACGGUAAUGAAGGCCUUGGGAUGUUUGCGCUCUGUCUUGAUUGGAAUUACGUUGGCUCCGGUGGAGGAUCCAUGGGUGCCCUCUUCACCCCCUUGUCUACCCAGCUCUCUCUGUACUGCGGUACAGCCAUAUGCAUUAUCGCUUUCUGCGUGGGCUAUCACAAUAAUGUUUGGAACGGGCAAAAUUUCCCAUUCCUUUCGCAGCAGCUCUUCAACCUCAACGGCACUCGCUUCAACCAGCGCGCGAUUCUGGACGAGAACUUCAUGCUCGACCGCGAGAAGCUUGCCGAGGUUGGCCUGCCCUGGUUUGCGAGCUCACAGGUCAUCUCCAAGAUUGGGUUCAAUCUUGCCAUUGGUGCGACGGUUACUCAUGUCUUCAUUUGGUAUGGGAAGGAUAUUGUAGAGGUUAUUAGAAAAUAUAGGGCUGGCGAGAACUACGACCCGCAUCUGGCCAAGAUGAAGGCAUACCCCGAAGUUCCGAUGUGGUGGUACAUUGCAAUGUUCAUUGCGAGUUUCGCCAUGGCGAUGUCGACGAUGUACGCAGGACACUCGGGCAUGCCAUGGUGGGGCCUCAUCGUGGGCGUCAUCAUCUCGACCAUCUUUUUGCCGUUUGUGAUCACAGUCUACGCGAUCACUGGCUUUUCGCCGAACAUCCAGCACCUUGUGCAGAUGCUUGGUGCUGCGAUGAUGCCUGGAAACCCCCAAGCGAACAUGUAUUUCACUCUGUAUGGUUAUAACACGCUCGACCAAGCGCGUGGGCUUAUCCGUGACCUCAAGAUGGGUCAAUACACGAAGCUCCCUCCACGCGUCACCUUCACCGUGCAGUCUCUCGGCUCGAUCAUUGGCGGACUGCUGAACUAUGUCAUUAUGAAGACCAUCAUCAAGUCGCGCAGGGAGAUCCUACUGCAGGUCCAGGGCACAAAUGUGUGGUCUGGACAGCAGGUUCAGUCCUUUAACAGUAACGCUAUCUCAUGGGGUGCUUUGGGUAGCAUCUUGUAUGCACCGGGAGGACGCUAUGCUAUCGUUCCAUUCUCCAUCCUGAUUGGUUUGGCUGUCCCCAUUCCCUUCUGGCUGUUGCACAAAAGGUUCCCCAAACUUGGCGCGAACAAAGUCGUUUCCCCCAUCCUCUGUUGGACGCUUGGCUACCUGAACGUCGGCAUUAACAGCUCAGUCUUCACGACCUUUAUGCUUGCCGUGUUCUCGCAGUACUACCUCCGUCGCUACCGCCCCCGCUGGUUCAGAAAGUACAACUUUUUGAUGUCCGCCGCACUCGAUGGAGGAACACAGGUCAUGGUGUUUGUGUUUACGUUUGCGGUGGGUGGUGGAAGUGGUAAAGUUGUUGAUAUGCCACAUUGGGCAUUGGGGCUCGAGAACUCUUCUCGAUCCGAAAAUGCCCCUAUUUCUUGGCAUUUGUCAGCGGAAAUGCAGUACAACGUUUCGCACGACGCACGAGUUGUCCCUGCGUUCGAUGGACACCCUCCACCACCAUUACGACUUGACAUUUCGACUACUGGCGCUAUCACCAUCGAUCUUCGUUAUCGAAAGAAGAUAUAG